UGACGGUUCUGCGUCAAGCGUAUUGAUACUCGAGGGUUUUUGCGUCGAACCUGAGGUUAAAUUACCAAAACCCAAAAUAUCAGAACCAUCUGGAACAAGGAUAAGUGGUUGUCGAUGUAUUUCAAGCAGUAUAAUAGCCCAGGGAUGAAGAACCGUGGAACAACGAAACAGUCCGAUUGUCUCAAAUGCGUUCAUGAAUACGCGUACACGUGGAAGAUGUGACACAUCGCAGAGUAACAGCAAAACAUCCUCUGUCUCAGGGCGCGUAUUAUCAUAUCGCGAGUACGCGUUGCUGUAACGCCGGACGAGUUGGUUACGGUAUGAGCCAAGUUGAGUAGGAUAAUUAAUAACUAAUCAACGAUGAAGCUGACUAGUUUAUACGGUGCGUGGUUCUCAUUAGCUUUUGUAAAUCUGAUAAGUGCGUCGAGUUUGUUUACGCCGCCAAAGUCUGCAGUGGUUUUGGCUUUCGAAUACGAACACGAAUUGUCCUUACUCGCAAACACUCUGUCCGACGAGGAUAUAAACACGGUGUUGAUAAUACCCUCGACCUCGCGGGAUCUGCUGUACGAUAAUUUGAUCGACGUCGAAGUUGUCGAGGUGAAAGUCGACGCGGCUUUGGCAAGUACGAAGGAAUCGCGGGCACUGAAAGCCUGCGAAAGUCUCCUGAGCGAUGAAACGAUUCAAAAUUUGAUUCAGGAAUUUUCACCGACUUACGUUAUUUCGCCUGGUUUGAGACACGACGCCUGCGUCCUACCGUGGGUACGAAAAUUCGCUUCAAUUCCAGUGAUUUGGACCCAAGGCUCGGAGGCUGAAUCGUACGUGUUUCACCAGUCGGGAAUCGCCUUGCCGAUAUUAACCGGUGGAUUUUGGAACCGUUUAUCGUCUCUUCUGAGUAUCAGAUCGAUCGUGAAAAAUGCAAAUAGCAAUUACGUCGCUCCCGCGUUGGAAUUGAUCGAAAAGUAUUUACCAGCCGAAACCGACACCAUAGAGAAUCUUUACCGCGAUGUCGAUCUAAUUUUUUGGGGCGCCGAUACGAUUCUCAGAUCCGACGUGUCUUUCGUUUCUCAGAUGCUGGUCGAGAUCGGGUGUCAUCAUUGUCGCGGAGCACAUCCGGUUCCACCGGAACUACAGAAAGAACUGAUAGAACGCCGAUCAGGAACGAUCGCGACGCUGCUGGACAAAGAUUACAAAAAUCUGAUCGAAGAAAUCGCCAGGGGUUUACCGCAGGGUCGUCAGGGACAAGCGGUAGUCUGGAAAAUUAAAGAUGUCGAUUAUUUGAAGGAAGAAAAGCCGGAUAAUUUGUUUGUGAAUAAAGAAGUUAUCCGUCAAGAUAUCAUUGGAUAUCCGCGCACCCGAGUCUUGCUGAGUCACUGCGAAGACACUGAGUUAUUGGAGGCUGGUUUCCACGGUACUCCGGUAAUAUGCCUGCCAAGAGACGCCGACGAGACGCGAAACGCCAGGAGAGCAAUAGAGCUCGGUUUUUCCAUUGAAACCGGCGGCGUUCACACCUCUUCGAACAUUUUAUCGCUGAUUAAAACCGUUCACGAGACAGCCGGUUUUAGGGAAAAUGCGAGAAAAGUAUCUGUGGCGAUAAGAGAACGGCCGAAUCCAGCGGUGGACAGAAUAACGUACUGGCUGGGAUACGUCGCGAGGAAUAAAGAAGAGAAGAAGCAUUUGUCCGUUCGCGAAAAUCGCGGCCUCAGUUACAAAAGCAUAUACAGCACCGACAUAUCGUUGGCCGUUGGCUUCAUCGUCGGUUUAAUAUCCGGUGCAGUUUUACCCGCCGCCUAUAUUUUGGCCGGUCGCAUUUUAGCCGCUGGUGGUCAUAGUUAUGGUAAACAGCCUACUAAGCCCAAGCGAAAAUAUAAAACGUAGAAACCGCGUCAACUUGCGUUGCUCUCAUUUUUUAUGCAUACCUGUAUCAUUUUCGACAUGGAUCUGUUUUCUUUCGACAUUUUUUACAGAUUUCCUUUUUUUUCUACCUACCAUCUAAAUUUCGUCGUACAUACGUUCAAUAUAUCAAUAUUAUAUUGUUUAUAAAUACACGUACCAUAUAGAAUACAAGGUCAUACAUAUACAUAUACAAAUAUGAAUAUAUAAUAAUAAUACAUUAUCAUAUAUUAUGUCUAUGUUCUAAAUACGAAUGAAAGAGAUUUUUUUUUAUACGAUUAAGAUUAAAUUAUACAACGUAACUUUAGAAAAUCGUGAAAAUA
Neodiprion virginianus is the source of this 2213-nucleotide messenger RNA. It is a transcript of the gene Ugt50B3, whose product is annotated as UDP-glucuronosyltransferase 1A9. Bases 361 to 1875 code for a protein of 504 amino acids. The record is from RefSeq and is a predicted model, not a curated record. Lineage: Eukaryota; Metazoa; Arthropoda; Insecta; Hymenoptera; Diprionidae. The transcript has 4 exons. Gene Ontology annotation, molecular function: UDP-glycosyltransferase activity.